Molecule: messenger RNA, 1449 nt
Organism: Aureobasidium musti
Lineage: Eukaryota; Fungi; Ascomycota; Dothideomycetes; Dothideales; Saccotheciaceae
Source: the annotation of a GenBank genome assembly
AUGUCUCAACCUGGCGAGAAGAAGACCAUGCGGGAAACUAUUUACGAGGAGACUGAGAAGAGUUCUGCUUCCUCGAGUCCGGAUCUUACACCCACCCCUUCAUCAUGGUCAGAAAAGAGCAUACGAGAGCCUCUCGAAGAGAUAUUCGAGCCAGAAACACGCCCACAAUCUACAGAUCUGGAAAGGACGCCGACAAACGUUCUGAACAGGAUUGCAUCACGAGUAACGACACAUUCGCUCAAGGAACCUGGCCCACCACCCGAUGGCGGCUUCAAAGCAUGGUUACAAUGCGCUAUGGCAUGGCUUGUCGUCUUCAAUACUUGGGGAUUCUGCAAUAGUUUUGGAACCUUUCAGACGUACUACACUCAAACCCUUGGAGAAACCCCUGCAACUAUAUCGUGGAUUGGCUCGAUACAAGUAUGGGUGCUGUUCUUCCUUGGAACCUUUGCUGGUCGUGCGAUGGACGCUGGGUACUUUGUGCCUACUUUCGCUGUGGGCACUGUGUUCCAACUCGUGGGUAUCUUCAUGACAUCCCUGUCCACAAAAUACUGGCAGCUGUUCCUUGCUCAGGGUGUGUGUACUGGCAUUGGUUCCGGAAUCCUGUUCACACCUUCCAUGGCACUUCUCAGUACCUACUUUUCGAGCCAUAAAGGUCUUGCUGUGGCACUAGCGACUACUGGUAACUCUGCUGGUGGUGCUCUGUACCCUCUCAUCGCUCGUCAGCUUCUGCCUCAGAUAGGUUUCGGAUGGACUAUUCGCGUGCUGGGCCUGAUCAAUCUUGUCUUCUUGUGCACCGCUGGUCUUGCUAUGAAGCCUAGACUUCCACCUCGCAAAUCUGGACCUUUGGUCGACUUUUCUGCCUUCAAGGAGAUUGACUACAUGCUCGUCAGCAUCGGCUUAUGCUUCCACAUGUCCAGUCUGUACUUUACAAACUGGUACAUUGCGUCCUAUGGUCGCGACAUGCUCGGCUUCUCCUACUCCAACUCUGUAAUCCUGCUCAUCAUUCUCAAUGGCGUGGGCAUUCCCGCUCGUGUCCUAGCAGGCCACGUCGCAGACCGUUAUCUCGGUGCUCUAAACACUCUGAUCCCUGUUCUACUCUACGUCAACAUCCUUGCCUUUUGCUGGAUGGGCGUGUCUUCCCAAACCUCACUUUACAUCUUCGUUUCCUUUUACGGUCUUGGACUUGCUGCUUUCCAAUCUCUUAUCCCCACCACUAUUGCCAGAAUGACCAAGGAUAUUAGCAAAGUUGGCACGAGAAUGGGUAUGGUGUUUACCUUUNUGUCGUUUGCUUCUUUGGUUGGUCCGCCUAUUGGUGGUGCUUUGCUUUCUGCCGCUGGAGGGUCUUAUGUUUAUGCUCAGGCUUGGUCGGGCGCUUCGGCUGCUGUGGGAACUGCUCUUGUUGUUGCGGCGAGGAUUUAUGCUUUUGGCUGGGGAAAGGUCAAGUGUUAG